UUUGUGCCGUUCUACACGCAACAUGGCUUCGCAUUUCUUCUACCGCACUGCAUUUUACGCAACUGCAUCGAAAAAAUCAAUAAAAUUGCCCUUUGCGGCAGGCCGCACAGCCGCAACAUUGGCCGUGGGUCUUUCAUUUGGUGCACAAAAUAGCCGCAGCAUUGCUGCGCCGUUCGACAAUCUCUACGCCGACAACAGUUUCAGCAAAGGCCACAAUGCUCCAAGCUCCUACACCUUCUCCGGCGGCAAGGGGCUAGGGCUGCUGCGGCAGAGCGAGUCAAUGCAACGCCCGUUAUAUAGAAAUUUCUCAAGCCUGCAAACGCCGUUGCAGAGCGCAAUGGCACCAUUAAAAUCUCGCCGGUUCAUAUCCUCCAAGGAUAUAACCAAAAAUAUGACAUUAUAUACGAACAACAAGGCCAAUAUCGAAGUGGAUCCACAGACACUAGCUUUCAAGAAGCCCACAGGCAAUAAUCCACUUGUUAUGAUGAUGGCUUGGCUGAUGGCCAAGCAGAAGCACUUGAAGAAAUAUGCCGAGAUCUACACUGAAAUGGGUUUCGAUGUGAUGGUCGUCCAUAUUACACCCUGGCAGCUUCUCUGGCCAACGAAAGGCACGCAAGUCGUAGCCGCAGAAACUCUAAAAUUUCUGGAGAACAAUAAAUCAUACGCGCCUAUUGUGAUGCAUGGCUUCUCUGUGGGCGCCUAUCAAUUUGGAGAAAUUAUGUUGCAAAUGUCUCGCGAUAUGGCACGUUAUGGCAGUAUUCUUGAUCGUUUUGCCUGCCAGAUUUGGGACAGUGCUGCCGAUAUUACCGAAAUACCCGUGGGUGUGCCCAAGUCAAUAUUUCCGAAAAAUGCACGCAUGCAGAGCGCAUUGCGCAAUUAUACGCUCUACCAUCUGAAGACAUUCCACAAUCAGGCGACCAUACAUUAUAUGCGAUCCAGCCAAAUGUUUCACUCCACAAUUCUCAAGGCUCCGGCUUUGUUCUUCGUCUCAGAGAAUGACCUGAUUGGUCCACCAAAAUCGAAUCAGGCCGUGCGCGAAAAUUGGGAACGCGCUAAUAUUAAGGUGACCUUCAAAUGCUGGGAACGGUCGCAACACGCCGGCCAUUAUGUGAAACAUCGCGAUGAAUAUUUGGAGGCGCUGUUCAAGCAUUUGGAAUUGUGCGGUGUUCUGGAUUCGGUUGGUGUGCCAAAGCGUGCCAAAUUGUAAACAGCGUAACAAUAUUGGCGGUGAUAACUAUAUAUGAGAACGACAUAAGAAAUGUGCGCGUAUACAAGCAAGGAAAACGAAAAGGUCUUGUAAGAACGUAAAAUGAAAGAUAAGAACCCAUUGUAACAAUAAACUUAACUCCGAAGAAUAUACAAUCGUACAUUCUUCAAAAUGCAUGCACAUACGAGUAUUCUAUUUUGAAAUCGAUGCCUUAUUCACAAUUUUGAAAAAAUUUGAACAUAUACUAUAAAUAAACUGUAUUAGGUUUUGUUUUUAA
Messenger RNA from Scaptodrosophila lebanonensis, 1484 nucleotides. RefSeq lists its product as uncharacterized. Bases 23 to 1207 code for a protein of 394 amino acids. The record is from RefSeq and is a predicted model, not a curated record. The transcript has 5 exons. NCBI's taxonomy places the organism in Eukaryota, Metazoa, Arthropoda, Insecta, Diptera, Drosophilidae. Gene Ontology annotation, molecular function: serine hydrolase activity.